AUGAAAGAAAUUAUUUAUGUAAAGAAUAAAGAAAGAAAAGGUAUUAUAAGCAAUGUUCGCAUAAAGGCUCAAAAAUUAGACCAAGAUGAAUAUGAAAUUUCUAGAAACGAUUGUAAAGAAUUCAUAAGAAUAGUUAAAAGAUAUACUAUAGAAUGUAUGUUUGAAGAACACUUUAUAAAUAAAAACACAAAAGAAAAAGAAAUCAAUGCUGACGAUUUAAUUUCUAUAAUUUCAACAAAAAAAAAAAGAUGUUUCUAUAUACCUAUAGCUAUCUAUAUAGGCAAAAAAAACGAGCUUGAUAAAUACGAAAAAUAUUUGAAGAAAGACCAAAAUAAGAAUGAAGAAAUUAAAAAAAAAGAUAAAGAAAAUUUAAAGAAACAAAAAGAAAUAGAUAAGAAAAGAAAAGAAGAAAAUGAAAUGAAAAGAUACGUUUCUAUAGAUUCCAUUUUGGAAUCAUAUGAAAAAGAUAAGAUUGAAAAAAAAGAAGUUUGUGAUCAUAUACAAAAGAAAUUAUCAUGUCAUAAAAUUAAUAUAAAUAAUAAUAAUGAUAAUAUUUUGAUAUCUACAGAUAAUGAUAUAGUUAAGGAUGUUGAUAAUACAUCUCAACAAGAAAAAAUAGAAAUAGAAUCUGACAUGAAAGAGAAUGAUAAAACAAAUUAUAAAAAUGAACAAGCAAUAUUAUCAAAUAUAAAAGACAAAAGUGAUGGAAACACAAAGGAUCAACUUUAUGAAAAAUUAAAAAUUGAGAAUAAUAAAAAACAUAAAAAUAAAAAAAAUAAAAAUAAAAAUAAAAAUAAUAUAAAUCAAAAAGAAGAUAAUAAUGAAAAUAUGAUCAAUGAUCCUAAGAAUUUCAUAUGUAAUACAAAAAAUAAUAAUCAUAAUAAUAAUGAUGAAAAUUUCUCAAACAAAAAAAAAAUAACAAAAACAAAAACAACAACAACAAAUAUACAUACAACAAAUGAUAAUAAUAUAUCAGAAGAUAAGAAGAGUUAUUAUAAUAGAUUAUUAAAAAAAGUUGAAGAUACAAUAGAAAGAAAUUGUAUGAAUAAAAAUAGGGAGAACAAAAAAUAUUUGAAAUCUUUUCAUAUGGUUUCUUAUUAUAAACUAAAUGAGUUAAUUUAUAUUUCAUUCUUAAUCAGAAAGUAUUACAAUCAUUAUUAUGAAAAAGAAUUAUACGAUAUGGUUGAUACAUAUGAAGACAUUCAAAAUAAUAAAAAAGAAAAUAUUCAUAAAAAAGAUAUAGAACAAAACAAAAUAUAUAAUAAACAUUUUACAAAUAAGGAUAUAGUAAAUGAUCCUAAUAAUCAUACAGAUAAUAAUUCAAAUAUUAUGAUACAUUUUAAUAAGAAUGAUAAUAUAAUAUAUAAAGAUAUUUUUAAAAAACUUGAUGAGGAAAGAAAACAAAAAAAAAAUAAUAUAUAUAAUGAUUAUGCUCACAAAUAUAUACACAGCGAUAUGUUAUGUAAUUAUAAGUUUUUUCAAAAUGAUUUGUAUAAAAUAAUUAAACCCGUCUUAUAUAAUUUAAAUAUAUUUUUUAAUCAAAAUGUUAUAAAGGAUAUAAAUAAAAUUAUUGAAAAAUAUGAUACGGUUAUUCAGGAUGUACAUGAAAUUUCUAGAAAGAAGGAAUCUGAAAAAAGGAUAAAUGAAGGAUUCCAACAGAGUGAGGGACAUAAAUUAAAUUAUGAAAAAGGAGAUGAUAUAAAAAAUAAUGUUGAUAUCACAAUGAGUGACAUAAAUAAUAAUGGUGACAUCACAAUGAGUGACAUAAAAAAUAAUGGUGACAUCACAAUGAGUGACAUAAAAAAUAAUGUUGAUAUCACAAUGAGUGACAUAAAAAAUAAUGUUGAUAUCACACAAAAUAAUGUCAGAGAAGAUACAGAUAAAAAUCCUCAACCUGAUGAAAUACUACAAAAAAAUAUACAAAAAAAUAUACAUAACAAUGAUAAUAAUAUAAAUGAUAAAAAAGUUCAGAAGAGUAACAAAUAUGAGGUUAAAGAAAAAAGAAAUUAUAAUAGUACUACAGAUGAUAAAAAUAAAGAGGAAGAACAGUGUAUUAAUCAUUUAGAUCUUCAAAAACAAGAUGAUAAACACAUAACGAAUAUAUUGAAUAUAAAAAAUGAUAAAGUCCAGAUGAAUGAAAAAAGAAAAGGGAAUGUAUUACUUAAAGAAGAUGACGAAGAUGAAGAAGAGAAUUAUAUAAAUAAGUCAAAGAAACAAUGUGAUAACAUUACAAGUACAUUUAAAAUUAUGGAUGCUUCAUCAAAAAAUAUUACAAAUAAUAAUUUAAAUAACUUAUCAAAGAGACCCAUAAGAAAAGGUGUUUAUCCUUUAACAUCAUAUAUUGAAACAGAAUCUUUCAAAGUUAUGAUAAUAAAAAAAAAAAAAAAAAAAGAUUCUUAUCAAUCUACAAAUUAUAAUUCAGAUUCAUAUAUAUCUUCAACUAUAUGUGACAACCUUAAAGAUGAUAAUAAUAAAUCUCAAUCAGAUACUUCUAUAAAUUAUUUAAAUAUAAAAUAUAGUAAAGAAGAAUUAAAAACUUUAAACAACCGCAAUUUUAUUUAUUAUAUAACAAACGAUAUUGAAACUCUUGGUAUAUAUAAAAAAAUUUAUUUUUAUGAUUUCUUUUUUAUAUAUUUAUUAAGGAAAUUAUUCUGGAAUAUUUUUUCAUUAUAUUAUUUAUAUUUACAAAAAUAUAAUGAUAAAAGAGAAAAAAAAAAAAAAAAAAUGAAACAAAAAAUGAAACAAAAUAUAAUAAACAAAGUAUUAUACAUUCCAUCUAUAUCACCAUCAUCGUCUUCAUCAUAUGAUGAAAAUAAUAUUGAUACAGCUCAUAAAAAUAAUAGUCAAUAUAAAAUUAAAAAAAUUUAUAGUGAUCAUUUAUUGUUAUAUGAAAGUGACAUAAGCCUUAACAACUCACAAAUCAAUAAGGACUAUCUUUAUAAUACAAAUAAAUUGUUACAUGACGAUUUAAAAAUAUUAUUUAACUUAAUAAAGAAACAAAAAUUUUUAAUAUAUUUUAGAUAUGAUCAAAAUAAAAAAAUUAAAACUAAAAAUAAAACACAAUAUGUUCAUAGGGAUAUAUGGAUAUAUCUAAUUUUAAAGGCCCUCAAAAAAAAAAAUGACAGUACCAUUUUCAAUGAAUUCAUAUUCUUCAAAGAAAAAAAAUAA
Plasmodium adleri (nom. inval.) is the source of this 3168-nucleotide messenger RNA. RefSeq names its product conserved Plasmodium protein, unknown function. The transcript is spliced from 6 exons. Bases 1 to 3168 code for a protein of 1055 amino acids. NCBI's taxonomy places the organism in Eukaryota, Apicomplexa, Aconoidasida, Haemosporida, Plasmodiidae. The record is from RefSeq and is a predicted model, not a curated record.